UGUAUUAUUUUACCAUUUUAAUCGCACUGCAUAAAUGAUUUAGUUUUCAAUUUUGGUAAUCUGAUGGAUCUUUACGAUGUUCUCGAUAAUCGGAGAUCGGUACUUAACGAUGUAGCAUUUUUGCUCAAUGUUUAUUAAUUUCAAAUGCAAAAUAAUGAAUAAGUGAAUUAGUAAUCAGACUCAGUAGUUUAUAUGUGCGCGUUGUGUUGUCAUAUUAUAAAAGCAAACUCGUUGACACAACCAACGGUAGACUUAUUUGUUUACAAUUUGUGCUUAAAUAAUAGUAGUGUACUUACCCAUUGGACCUAGAAACUUCAUUUCUUAAUUUUUCCAAAAAUGAUGACCAAUAAUCAUCAACCCUUUGCUCAGCAAUUUGAUAAAUGCAGAGAAAUAUUAUUUACGGAAACAAGAAUUGCUUUAAAUUCCACUUUUGACUGUGUUCCAGUAACAAAUCUCAAAUAUGAUCGCUAUGAAGAGCUUCUAUGGACAGGCAACGAAGAGGGUUAUUGUAACUCUUAUUAUGGUCCAGAAUUUCAAAGAUAUACUGCUUUUCGAGUGACAGAUAAAUCUGGGAUCAGACAAAUUGAAUCAUUAGAAAAUGGAAUCUUAAUCCUGACCCAAAAUAGUUUAAGAUGUCAAUUACGUAGAGGGGUACCAGUGUUCACCCAUACAUCAAACAACACCGUUGAUCUUCAAACUUUUGUGCACUAUUCUCCAACAAAUAUAUUAAUGGCUGGUCGUCAAAAUAUGAUUGAUUUUGACUUAACAACUAAAAGAGAAAGAAGUGUAUCACCUGUUAUCGACGGAGGUUGUGAACUUCUAAAGAAACACAGUAAACUUAUUUGUGCAUCAAGUGGUCAUGGCGAAAUACAUUUUUUUGAUCCCUCUACUAUGAUUCAUGUUAAUGCUGUUAAACCACAUACAACUGCAAUAAGUGAUUUUGAUAUUUGGGAAAACACAUUAGUAACAUGUGGAUUUAGCAAUGGUCGACAAGGAAUCUCUGGAGAUCAAUUUUUAAUGGUCUACGAUCUAAGGCAGAUGAAAGUUUUGCAACCAGUGCAAACUCUUUUCAUACCUAAGUUAAUUAAAUUUUUACCCAAUAAAAUGUCAAUGCCCAGAGCAGUAAUUGCUUCUUCUUUUGGAGAAAUGCAAGUGUUGGACACAGUAUUUGUAGAUUCUGUCAAUCCUACAGGACCUUUAACUCAUGUAUAUCAAGUUCAAUCAGAUGGUGCUGCAAUUACAUCUAUGGAUAUAUCAUCAACUGGAGAAUGUAUGUGUCUAGGUGAUGCAGCUGGAGCAUUACAUGUUAUGACUACAAAUUUAUCAGGAUCUCUAAUCAAUGAAUACUCAAAGCAAACAGAAUUUGCUGAUCCUUUAGAAGUACUUCCACCUAUAAGUUUCAAUGAUCAAUGCACGCCUUUGAGUAUUAUACCUAUGCCAUACUGUGAGAAUAAGCUAUUGAGUAGUUGGCCAGAAGAGUUAUCAAAAAAAAAGUUUAGGAAAACUCCCAUUAUCAAUCCUGAAAUUUUAAAGAAUAUGCAGAUGCAGGGCUCCAUUGGGUAUGCUCCAAAUCCAAAUCCACCACGCAGAAGACGUACUUAGAUUUAAACGUAAUAUUAAUUUUCCAAUCAAUUCGAAUAUAUAUUUUUGUAUUUUUCUUGUCGCGUUAUGAUUUAUCAAGUUAUAAAAAAUUUUGUAUUCUGAUUUCAAAGACUGAUUUAUAUUGUA
Messenger RNA from Trichogramma pretiosum, 1728 nucleotides. RefSeq names its product PAN2-PAN3 deadenylation complex catalytic subunit PAN2 (gene PAN2). The record is from RefSeq and is a predicted model, not a curated record. Gene Ontology annotation, biological process: nuclear-transcribed mRNA poly(A) tail shortening. Gene Ontology annotation, molecular function: protein binding. The transcript has a single exon. Bases 337 to 1602 code for a protein of 421 amino acids. Lineage: Eukaryota; Metazoa; Arthropoda; Insecta; Hymenoptera; Trichogrammatidae. Gene Ontology annotation, cellular component: PAN complex; P-body.